Molecule: messenger RNA, 2581 nt
Organism: Capsaspora owczarzaki ATCC 30864
Lineage: Eukaryota; Filasterea; Ministeriida; Capsasporidae
Product: villin
Exons: 2
Coding region: 51-2492 (813 amino acids)
Biological process (GO): barbed-end actin filament capping; actin filament severing; actin polymerization or depolymerization
Cellular component (GO): cytoplasm; actin cytoskeleton
Molecular function (GO): phosphatidylinositol-4,5-bisphosphate binding; actin filament binding
Source: RefSeq, a predicted model, not a curated record
CUUUUUCUGUUUUUCGUUUAAAAAAAAAAACCAAACUCGCAACCCUAACCAUGUCCGUCGAUCCCGCAUUCGCUAACGCUGGCAAGAAGGCCGGCCUUGAAAUCUGGCGCAUUGAGAAGCUGAAGCCCAUCCUUGUGGACGCGUCCAAGCACGGCUCGUUCCACUCUGGCGACUCGUACAUUUGCCUGCAGACCAAGGCAAAGUCGGCCGGUUUUGAGUGGAACAUCCACUUCUGGCUCGGCAAGGAGACGUCGUCGGACGAGGCUGGUGUUGCUGCGUACAAGACGGUCGAGCUUGACGACUCGCUCGGCGGCGCGCCCGUCCAGUUCCGCGAGGUUGAGGGCCACGAGUCCAACCAGUUCCUCGCCCUCUUCCCCAAGGGCAUCAAGUACCUGCCUGGCGGUGUCGAGUCUGGCUUCAAGCACGUCGAGAAGGACAAGUUUGAGAAGCGCCUCCUCCACCUCAAGGGCAAGCGCCAGGUCCGUGUGGCCCAGGUCGCCCUCUCGUCCGACUCGCUCAACCAGGGCGACGUCUUCAUCCUCGACAAUGGCCGCCAGAUCAUCCAGUGGAACGGCCGCGACUCGUCCAAGGCCGAGCGCUCGAAGGGCCUCGAGGUCAGCAAGCGCAUCCGCGACGAGGAGCGCGGUGGAAACGCCGAGAUUGCCGUCAUUGAGGAUGGCUCUGACGACGACACUGCCUUCUUCAACGAGAUUGGCGGCAAGAAGCGCAUCAAGACUGCCGAGGAGGGCGGCGAUGACGCCUCGUUUGAGCGCUCCAAGCAGGCCGACGUCAAGCUCUACCGCGUUUCGGACGCCUCUGGCUCGGUCAAGAUCACCGAGGUUGCCUCGCCCCCGCUCAACAAGGACAUGCUCGACACCAACGACUGCUUCAUCCUCGAUCAGGGCGGCGCUGCCAUCUUUGCCUGGAUUGGCAAGAAGGCCACCAAGCAGGAGCGCUCGUCGGCCAUGAAGCUCGCCACCGACUUUAUCGCCCAGAAAAAGUACCCCUCGCACACCCAGGUCACCAAGGUCAACGAGUCUGGCGAGACGCCCCUCUUCAAGGCCAACUUUGCCGUCUGGCCCGAGGCUGCUGCCGGCACCACCCCCCAGGGCAGCAACCGCUCGAACAUUGCUCGCGUCGAUCCCAACAAGAAGGUCGACGUCAAGGGCAUGCACAGCCAGGCUGCUCGCGAGCGCGAGGCCGCUGUCGACGACGGCUCUGGCAAGCUCCAGAUCUGGCGCAUUGAGAACUUUGAGAAGGUGGCCAUCCCCCAGGCCGAGUAUGGCCAGUUCUACUCUGGUGACUCGUACAUUCUCCUGUACACUUACCUCAAGAACAGCAAGGAGUGCUACAUUAUCUACUACUGGCAGGGCCUCAAGUCCACCACCGACGAGAAGGGCGCCUCGGCCAUCCUCGCCACCAAGCUCGACGACGAGCUCGGCGGUGCCCCCGUCCAGGUCCGUGUUGUCCAGAACAAGGAGCCCGAGCACUUCCUCCGCCUCUUCAAGGGCAAGAUGAUGGUCCACGAAGGCGGCAAGGGCUCUGGCUUCAAGAACGCUGCCCAGGCUGACUCGUACGACACUGACGGCACCCGCCUCUUCCAGGUUCGCGGCACCAACGAGUUCAACACCCGCGCCGUCCAGGUUGCCGAGCGCGCCGCCUCCCUCAACUCGAACGACACGUUCGUCCUCGAGACCCCCAAGAAGGUGUACAUUUGGUUUGGCAAGGGCGCCACUGGCGACGAGCGCGAGAUUGCCAAGAUUGUUGCCAAGCAGGUUGCUGGCGGCAAAGAGGCCGACAACGUUUCGGAGGGCAGCGAGCCCGCUGACUUCUGGGCUGCCCUCGGCGGCAAGGGCGAGUACGCCUCGUCCCCUCGUCUUGCCGACUCUGCCGGCCGCGCCCCGCGUCUCUUCCAGUGCUCGAACAGCAAGGGCUACUUUUACGUUGAGGAGAUUUUCGACUUUGACCAGUCCGAUCUCGUCGAGGACGACGUCAUGCUCCUCGACACGUACGACGAGCUUGUUCUCUGGCUCGGCUCUGGCGCCAACGACAAGGAGAAGGCUGAGGCCGUUCGCACUGCCACCGAGUACAUUACCACCGACCCCGCUGGCCGCGACAAGGACACCCCCAUCAACGUUGUCAAGCAAGGCUACGAGCCGCCGUCGUUCACCGCCUACUUUGGCGCUUGGGAUGCCGACAAAUGGUCCAACGGUCUGACGUACGAGCAGCUCAAGGCCCAGAUUGGCUCGUCCGGCCCCACCUCUGGCGCUGCCCUCCUCAGCUCGGUCGACAAGUCUGGCCCCGUCACCAAGUUCUACACCUUUGCCCAGCUCACCACCCACCCGAUUCCCGAGGAUGUUGACAAGGCUGAGCGCGAGCGCUGGCUGAGCGACGCCGACUUCAAGACUGUCUUCAAGAUGUCUCGCGAGGAGUUCUCCAAGCUCCCCGCCUGGAAGAAGACUGACACCAAGAAGAAGAUCAACCUGUUCUAAAUGAAUGCGACUUGCAGCGUGUGGUGGCAGUGAGCGAUCUGUGUGUGUCUUGUCUUUGUUUCACCUUUAUAUACAAACAUCAUGACGUU